AGUGUUAUUUUAAUAGUGGAGGUGAGCGUAAGAAUUUACCAAUAAAAAAUAUUUUCUUUACGAAAUUCCACGUAGAAACGUCGAGUUGCUUCAACCAGGGUCGAAGUUGAACCCGAACAACGACGAUAGUGACUUAGCGGAGAAGUGAGAAGGAACCACUCACCGGCGGCGGAAUAUAUGACUGGCGAAGAAUUCUCAGGUCCUCCCGGACCCAAACUCACGCGUCUCGUCUACUUUGUUGGCGCCGCAGUGGCCUGCACCGUUGCAAUCAACAAAUGGCGUGAGUUCGAAAGUAAGUCAAUCAUCCAACAGCAGGAGAAGCAGCCAGGAGUCAAGGUAGUUGCGGAGAUAACUAAUUCGUCGGAUUCUGUUGGUGUUCACAAAGCUCUCAAAUAAGGUUGAGACUUCAGAGUUUGACUUAUGGCCAUCGGUUGGAAAGGGAAGGGUUACUCUGAGGUUCACUUCAAAAUUUCAAAUAUCAAAAGGAAUUUGGGAUCAUGUUUACAAAAUUUUUGGAAGCCAAAAACUACAAGCUCUUGUGCAACUCAAGUAAAUUUUUUUGUAUAGUGCUGAAUGUCUCAAACAAAUGUUUUCCUUCACUUAUUAAUAUUAUUGCUUAAAUUUUGCAUGUAUAAUGUCGCUUUAACCUCAAAAUGCAAGUUGAGAGUUACGUUGGUCAGCGAUCACUUUUGAUCAUUCAAUAUGCAGUAAAUUAAACUACCAAUUCUCCUUGA
Molecule: messenger RNA, 734 nt
Organism: Lathyrus oleraceus (garden pea)
Lineage: Eukaryota; Viridiplantae; Streptophyta; Magnoliopsida; Fabales; Fabaceae
Exons: 3
Coding region: 178-396 (72 amino acids)
Source: RefSeq, a predicted model, not a curated record